AUGAACGACCCAAGUAACUAUCAUUGGACUGAAGAUCUUUGCACAAAUGAAGGUUUAGCCUUACUCUCGGCCGAUCUUGCUAAACAACAAAUCGGCCUGAAAGAUAAAAAUUCAGCUAUCUACAAAAAACAACGAAUGGGCAAACAAACCAUCAGUUUUGAUCUAACUUUAGAUCUUCUUUUACCAAAUACUACCCAUCGUAUCACCGGGUACACCAGUCUUUCCUCCCCAGAAGAUCUUGAUGACUUCCCCCAAAAAUCUAUCUUUCUAUCUGCUAUUGAACAUAUGAAACAAACUCUUCUUAGUACUACUACCUCUACUCAACCAACUUCUACCCCCACUUCCAAUUCCACCUCCACUCAUCUAAAUACUACCCAUACUCAACUACUCACUAAAACUGCUAAGAAAGCCACUACUGAGAAGUACACCCAAACCUUUACUCUUUCCACGCCUAUAGAUCAUGCCAUUCAUCUUCUCUUCACUCCUAAUCUAGUCUCUUCCUGGAGUGCCGGUCAAAUCCAACCUACUCCUUCUACUGCUAACUCUUUUACCUAUACCCAUCCAGCCUUAAUUAUAUCCCAACUCACUCCACCCCAACUAACCACUCCAACUACUCCAGUAACAAUCACCACUACCGGCCAACUUCAUAACCUUCCCUCUUUCCCUCUUACUAUCACUCUUACUCCAGUCCAAACUACCACCGAGAUAUCCUUUUCCUCUCCUUCUAUCCCCAUUGGUACUUCCAACCGACUAACCGCCCUAUUUACCUCCCUCUACUUCCAACCCCUUCAUCAAGCCUUCCGCAUUCCCUUCACUAACUCCACCCCUAACUAA
Nematocida homosporus is the source of this 834-nucleotide messenger RNA. RefSeq lists its product as uncharacterized. The transcript has a single exon. Lineage: Eukaryota; Fungi; Microsporidia. Bases 1 to 834 code for a protein of 277 amino acids. The record is from RefSeq and is a predicted model, not a curated record.